AGCAUUCAGAGCCUGACGUUCAUUCAAUAAGCAGGCUUGUCUGUCUGGCGUGCUCUUUCGUUUCCCUCGUCUUCCUCCUGCUACUUGAGAGGUUGCGUCUUCUCUUUCCGCUGGAGGGAAAUAACUAAGGAUGUUAAACCAGAGAAUCUUCCCGGGCAUGGUUUUUCUCCUACUGUUUUUCUGCCACUUCAUGGAAGAUCAAACAGCACAGGGUAAGAUGCGCUUUUACGCCUUUUUAAUGUGCAGAUGUGCCUAUUCUGUCAUCCGUCUGCCUAGAGAGAGUCUGUCUGUCUACCCUUUCUGCCUUCUUCCCCCACGCUUUUCUCCAGAGACUCUCCCGUCAGAUGAGCUGACUGUGGAACUCAACGGGGCAUGCCUCUGAGCAGACAUGUCUGAGAUUUUGCAUGUCUACGGCUGCCGUCUCGGACAUAAAUAAACAAGUCCGUUCAACUCGCACUUGGACUUACUUUUUUGGGUGGAAACGUACUUAGGAUCGCUCUGCGCGGGCCCCUUGGCACAAAUGGCGCAGAGGUGACAGGGCGAUCCGCGUCUGGCCGGGUGCAUCGGGCAGGGAAGCUAGGCGCAAUCAUCAUUAAAAUCUUGAUUGCCUUCAUCAUCAUUAGCUCUAGCCCCUUUUCUCAAUAGCUUUUAUCUUGCAUCCCUAACGCGCUGCAGCUUAAAUGAGCCGCUGCACCAGCUCAGAACUUUUCUGAGUUCGACCACCACGGAGGUCUGGUUUUGAACAUGUGUGAAUCUGUGUGUGCUCCCGCGCGCGCCUGAGAGAGAGGGAGGGAGGGAGGGAGGGAGAGGCUGUGCAGUUUUGUUUUUGUUGUUGCAGCUUUUUGGUAAGGUUGCUGUUUAAUUUGCUAAAAUCAUCUUGGCGCGACGAGGAUGGGAAUAUGGACUCCGAAAGGAACUCAUUAUUAUAGCUCACACUCCUAGAGGAAAAGAGUUUUUUCAAGUUUGGAUAAUUGUUUUAUGUGCCCCUGCUUUCCUCCAGUUUUGUGCCAUUCUGUGAACUUUGGCAAAGGAUAUCUUAGGGUGAUUUUUUUUAUUUAAAAAAAACAACCCACAAUGUAACCACGUAUUUUCGCCCCCAUCUCCACUCCAGUAUUGAUUAGGUGUGGAUUAAGGGGUUAUUAGGAUACUUCUACAGUUUAGACUUGGGGCAUUUAUUUCUGUUUCCUUUGUGAAUGAUUAUGCCUCCCUUGGUGCUAUAUUGCAACCUUAGACUGGCAGCAGCUAAAAUACGAUAAUUAUUAUUACCAUUACUAUUUUGAAGUUUUGAGGCGGAUAGAUUUGGUACUUGGGACCACGUUAGUCGUGUGUGUGUGUGUGUGUGUGUGUGAGAGAGAGAGAGAGAGAGAGAGAGAGAGAGAGAGAGAGAGAUUUCCUUCUGAAUUCUUUGCUCUGGCAAAAUUCCCAUAUGGAUAAAGAAGCAGAAUCGAUUGCCACUGAGUGUUUGGAGGAGUCACAUUGGUGGUUCACGAGGGACUGCCCCCCCUCCCCCAAAUUCUUCAAUCUCAGAGAAUGGAGCGACAGGUCUAAUCAGUGUUCUUGGUUCGGAUCCAGAAGCAGAAGCAGCAGACAGCCGCAAGGUUGUUGUUGUGGGUAACCGUGUGUUUGUGUGCGCGUAUGUUCCCCCAAUUGUUUUUCUCUAGUAAACCCGUGUAAACUUGUGUAGCUUAAUCCGAUUCUUCUCCGCUUCCCUCCUCCUGCGCUUAGCGGUACGCGUGCACACUUCGGUCACUCACUACUCCACUACAAGCCAUCUAGUUCUUCUAUUGAUGAAAUCAGCAAAGUUUGAUGAUUUCGAAAGACUACGGUUUUAUCAUCGCUGCUACCACCGUUGCCAAAUCCUAUACUUUGGGUGGAGGAACGGGAAAGACUGUAGUGAAAUUUCCCCGUCGGUUGUGUGUGUGCCAACUUUUAUGUAUGAAUUAAGCAAGGGGGUGGAGUGUGGGAUGGACAAAUGAGGGGGAGAUAAUAAGCGUCAUUUUUUUCUUAUGAUCUUCUCCUUCCUUUUUUUUUUAAAAAAAAUAAUAAUUCCUGAGAUCUAUUUCGCACCCUUGCCACGUGCAAUCAAGUCUUUUCGGGCCCCCACCCUAGCCUACACGCCACACUCCCCUCCAAAGCUACAGCGCUUUCUCCAUAUGGAAAAGUAAGACGUCAAAUUGGCUUGAUCAGGUUAUUGGAAUAGCGCUUCCAUUUGGUCCAGAGGAGAAGCUUCAGGUUAUGAAACCGGACAAAUAAAAAGUAAACAGUCUAGUAAAAGUCAAUGAAAGCCGCACGUGUUGUGUCUGGGUCACUGGUAACUGACAUUGAUAUGGCUGGGUCUCUCUCUCUCUCUCUCUCUCCCUCUCUCUUUCUGAAUGCAGCUGGGAAUUGCUGGCUCCGGCAAGCCAGGAACGGCCGCUGCCAGGUCCUCUACAAAAAUGGUCUCAGCAAGGAGGAGUGCUGUAAAACCGGCAGGCUUACCACUUCUUGGACCGAGGAGGACGUCAGCGAUCACGUGCUUUUCAAGUGGAUGAUUUUCAGCGGGGGUGCCCCGAACUGUAUCCCUUGCAAAGGUGGGGGCCUCUUAAAAAUAAAAAUAGGAAAGGACUGCAUUUCUUCCCCAGGGGUGUUCACAUGUUGCAUUCAAUGAGUUGUGUGACAGCUUUGUACCUGUGUCCAGUGUAACAUGUGAAUGAAUCUGUUAAGUUGCACAGUGCUGAGUCAGACACCAUUGGUCCACACUGACCAGUAGUGUUUGCUCUGACCAGCAGCGCUUCUCUCUCCAAGGUCACACAGGCAGAACAUUUUCCCCAGUCCUGCAACCUGAGAACUCUUCUUAUCCCUGAAGCAGUCAGAGGUUGUGCUUGAGUUCUUCUGCAUAGAAAGCUCUAAAACUGAGUUGCUGCCCCUUCGUAGGAAGGAGGAGACCUCUCACCCCACCCACCGCAGCCUAGGGCUUCGUAAUUUGUGCCAAGGCUCAGAGCCCAGGCAUCUGUUUUCAGUGCCAUGGGCUCAAUCCUUUUCCACCCUGAGAUCAUCUGGUGAAGGGCGGGUUAUAUGCUGAAUAACUAACUAACCAUGUGAUACAUGUAGCAAGGCAGAAGAUAUUAAAGUGUCCCUGAGCUGGUAAGGGACGCGGGUGGCGCUGUGGGUUAAACCACAGAGCCUAGGACUUGUCGAUCAGAAGGUCGGCGGUUCGAACCCCACGACGGGGUGAGCUCCCGUUGCUCGGUCCCUGCUCCUGCCAACCUAGCAGUUCGAAAGCACAUCAAAGUGCAAGUAGAUAAAUAGGUAUCGCUCCGGCGGGAAGGUAAACGGCAUUUCCGUGUGCUUCUCUGGUUUGCCAGAAGCGGCUUAGUCAUGCUGGCCACAUGACCCGGAAGCUGUACGCUGGCUCCCUCGGUCAAUAAAGUGAGAUGAGCGCCGCAACCCCAGAGUCGGUCACAACUGGACCUAAUGGUCAGGGGUCCCUUUACCUUUGCCUGAGCUGGUACAGAGUGCAUUUGCCUUGCCGUUUGUUGACUAGCAAGAGCCCUACAGUAACAGAGAGGGCUUCCAGAUCUCAGGUUGGUGUCUCUAGACAGUCUGCCAUCCAGUGCCUCCUUCUCUACAAGAAAAUAAAUGCAUUGACCGUAACAGCUUCUCCUUAUAAUAGACGUGGCUAUUUUAUUUUAUUUUUGAAGGCGAGUUCCUGGGGCUCUAAGACUGCCUCGAGCUAAUUCUAGAUGUGUUUAGGGGCAGCUAGAGUUAUGCAGAAAUAAAUUCUGCAUGUGCUCUUCAUACCAGAGUCUGCAGGUAGGCUUGCCAGCAGUUCCCCCUGUGCCUCUAACAGCUGCACAACAAGCAGAAGUUUGGCAGGCCACCCUUUCCCAGCCAAUUCAUCUUCAUGCUGGGAGCAGCUUUUUGCCACAUGGCUAUUAUGGCCACGGGGCCCCUGCCAGGAACAACAACAACACCCCUGUUCCUCUUACUGACCACUGGAGUCCAAAGCAUGCUGUGAUGAAGACUCAAGUUGAGCUCUGGUUACAUGGGGGAACAUGGUGUGUGAGUGAGCAUGAAAGAGGAAGGUGGCAAUCACUACGAACUUUCUUUUGGUGGCAACAGUGUGUAAAGCUCCAUAGCUUUUGCUCAUCUGGUGCCUUCCAGGUGUUUUCCUGCACUGGCCGGAGCAGAUGGGAGUUGUAGUCCAAAACGUUAGGAGGGUGGCAGGAUGGUGAAGGCUGUUUUAUAAAGAACUAAGGUGUAGCAGGGGAUGCAGGUGGCGCUGUGGGUUAAACCACAGAACCUAGGACUUGCCGAUCAGAAGGUCGGCGGUUCGAACCCCACGACGGGGUGAGCUCCCAUUGCUCAGUCCCUGCUCCUGCCAACCUAGCAGUUCAAAAGCAUGUCAAAGUGCAAGUAGAUAAAUAGGUACCGCUCCAGCGGGAAGGUAAACAGAGUUUCUGUGCGCUGCUCUGGUUCGCCAGAAGCGGCUUCGUCAUGCUGGCCACAUGACCCGGAAGCUGUACGCCAGCUCCCUCGGCCAAUAAAGCGAGAUGAGCGCUGUAACCCUAGAGCCGGCCACGACUGGACCUAAUGGUCAGGGGUCCCUUUACCUUUUAAGGUGUAGCAGCAACUCACUUACCCAAGUAUCUUGGGCAGGAUUAUUCUAGAAUAAUAAUAAUUUUAAAAAGAAAUGGAUUGCAGCCAGGGCUUUUCAGAGAGGCACGUGCAACCUUGGGCUGUAUGUAACUUAAAUGACCUCCCCAAUGAAAGAGGGUAGAGAACAAAACCCAACAGGUCAGGAGUGCUGGAUGAGCAGAGAAGAUACUGCAUAGCUCAGUCAGUAGAGCAUGAGACUCCUCAUCUCAGGGUUUGAGCCCCAUGUUGGGCAAAAGAUUGCAUUGCAGUGGGUUGGAGCAGAUGAUCCUCUACAAUUCUAUUAUUCUAACGGACUGGAGAAAGGGAGGAGCUGAGGCAGAUUUCCUCAAAGAAGCAAUCUUUGACAUGCAUCUCACUUGUUAGUCCUGCGCAUGCAGUUUCUCGUUGGAGAUUAGCCCCUUUGGCAUGCCAUCAGACGAUUAAAAGGAUAGCAUGGUCCACCUUUUCAAUGGAGGGGGGGCUCUAAUGUCUGUUGCUACUGUCCAAUGCUUGCUAUAUUGCAGGCUAAUAACUGGGGAGUGCACAGACAUUAUUUUGUGCCUCAGAAUAAGGGGCAUUUGGGAAGGAGUGGAGUGGAUACAGACUUGUGCGUCACGUUGAAAGCAUCCGGCUCAGCAAACGGGAAGAUCCUGUGUUUUUAUUUUAUGGCCUUUUUGCUACGGCGAAGGGGAGAGGGGAUAACCUUCCUUAUAUUCUGGGUCAGCCUGUGGUUGUUUGUGAAGCUGUGGUGAGGACUCUGGGUGUUUAAUUAAAGCAAUGUCUCUGGGUUUUUCUUCCACCCACCCCGAACACUGCCCUGCUCCCUUUCCCGUUUCCUCUUUAGAAACCUGUGAGAAUGUGGACUGUGGGCCUGGGAAGAAAUGCAAAAUGAACAAGAAGAACAAACCUCGGUGUGUCUGUGCUCCAGAUUGCUCUAAUAUCACAUGGAAGGGCCCAGUGUGUGGCUUGGAUGGGAAAACCUACAAGAAUGAGUGUGCCCUUCUGAAAGCCAGGUGUAAAGAGCAGCCUGAACUGGAAGUCCAGUACCAGGGCAGAUGCAAAAGUAAGUUUGCAACUUAUCUGUUCUCUGGGUUGCAAUGCUGGUGGGGGAGAAGGUAUAUCUGGAAAAUCAGAAGUUGCUGGUGCUCCUGGUAUACUACUUAUCAUGGUAUAUAAUGCAGGAGAUACCAGUGCAGAAAAGUGCUUUGUGGAUUCUAACUCAAUUUCCCCCAGUAAGGACUGUGUACACGUCAUACAUUUAAAGCACAUGGCUUCCCCUCUAAAAAAGGAAAAAGAAUCCUGGGAUCUGUAGUUUGUUAAGGGUGCUGAGAAGCCUGUCCUACCCAUGUGUAACGGAAUGAGGUGGUAGAGUCCUCAGGCGGUUGGCUCAAGUGUUCCUCUUCAGGCUAUAGGUGGGGAAUGCCACUUGAAAAUUACCCUCCCCCCAACCAAAAAAACAAUUAACAUAUGUACAACUAAAACAUAUUUGCAAUUGAAAAGCAAGAAUAAUCCUGGAGAAUAGUUAAAGCUGAUCCUGCCCUUGAUGCCCUAGUUGUUUCCAUGUCCUGGGAGCUGUUACUUUUUCCACAACAGAACAUUCACAGUGUCACACUCAUCCACAUAACAGGGGGGGAUGUUGGUAUCAUGGCACCCCGGGCGAGAACAAAAUUUGGCAGGCACCCCUCCCUGCCUAAAUAUUUCUUAUUUUCACAAUAAUUCCUUUUGAUACAGUUGCUUUCUUAUGGCUCUUCUCAGUAGGGACCCAUAUAAAUAUAGAUGAUGAUGAUGAUGAUGAUGAUGAUGAUGAUGAUUAUGUGCCCUCUUGGCUUGGCAAGGGUUCACCACAAGGGGCACCGGGAUGCAGAGGAUGUGACACCUACUUCAAGUUUUAAAAACAUCAGUGCUAUCCAUGUUGUGGCUAGUAAACCAAGCAGGGGUAGGGAACUGGAUCGGGCCAAUGGGCCGGAUCCUUAUGUCCCUUUUGCCACCACAGAUAAGGGAAGGGAGACUUAAAACACAGCAAGUUCAUUCCCUGCCCCACCCCCACCUCGCUGUGUUUCAAUUCACAUUUGCAUGGUGUUGUUCACACCAGACAGGAGGCAGAUGUGUCUUCGCCUGGAUGCGCAUGGCUUUGCAACCCUGUCCACCUGGAAUUCCUGCUCUUGCAGCUGUCAUCUGCCUCAUGUGUGGUGGCUGUCUCACACAUACACAUCCUUCUUAAGUAUGAAGUAAAUGCAGCUAAUCAUAUUGAAGCUCUACAUGGGGCUAUCUUUGAAGGUGACUCAGAAACUCAUAACUCAUCCAGAAUGUGGCCACCAGACGGGGAACUGGGAGCAGCUGCCGGGACUAUAUAACUCUGGUCCUGAAAUAUCUACAUUGGCUCCCAGUACGUUUCCUAGCACAAUUUAAAAUGUUGGUGCUGGUGUUUAAAGCCCUAAACUCCUUUGGCUCUGUGUACCUGAAGGAGCAUCUCCACCCCCACUGUUCAGCCUCGACACUGAGGCCCAGCUCUGAGGGCCUUCUGGCGGUUCCCUCACUGCGAGAAGUGAAGUUACAGGGAACCAGGCAGAGGGCCUUCUCGGCAGUGGCACCCUCCCAUCAGAUGUCAAGGAGAUAAACAACUACACAACCUGCUAAAUACAUUUGAAGGCAGUCCUGUAACAGAAUUUUAUAUUCUGUUGGAAGCUCUCCAGAGUGGCUGGGGCAGCCCAGUUGGAUGAGUGGGGUAUAAGUAACAAAUUACAAUUAUUGUUGUAAGCUGGUUUGAGAAAAACAGCAGUUUACCUCAAGAAACUAGAGGAUUCACCUGGAUUGCAACGAACACAAUGCAUAUGCGACUUCAAAAACUGGAAGUGGGAGCCCACUGGAUGAAGACUAAGCAGUCUGGCUUGUUUUUGCCUGCUCACACUUCACAAGCCCUGAUGUGUGGGACAGACAGAUAUAUUUGUAGGGGUGGAGCAGGUGGGCCAGAAUAGUUUGGGGAAAACAGGCCUAAUUAGCCAGAAAUGGACCAGAGACUCCCCACCACUGAGACAGAGUGGCCAUCUCUUCACUAUGUUCAUUUCCAUUUAACGUAAAAAGCUACAAAACAACUUCUCAGUGGUUGUUGUUGGUGCCACAUGUUAUUCUAAGCUACUUGGUGGUGAAGGUGGUUCCUGUUGUUGCUCACAGGUCGUUCCCCCUGUCUAUUCUUUCAGAGACCUGUAGGGACGUUUUGUGCCCUGGCAGCUCCACCUGUGUGGUCGAUCAAAACAAUAACGCUAACUGUGUGACAUGCAAUCGGAUUUGCCCAGAGCCCACCUCCCCUGAACAGUAUCUCUGUGGGAACGACGGGAUCACAUAUGCAAGCGCUUGUCAUCUGAGGAAAGCAACCUGCCUGCUCGGAAGAUCCAUCGGUCUAGCCUACGAAGGAAAAUGUAUCAGUAAGUACCAUGCAUUGGGGGUGGGGAAAACCCGAGAGGCCUGAAUGAAGGAGGCUACACCAUCCAACUUGGGAUCUGUGCCUCAUGGGUGGAACCAGAUACUGUGAGGGAAACACAGGGCUCCCUGCUCGGUGUCUAGUGGAGAGGCAGCCACAGGAGAGAACUGGCAGGUGGAAGGAGUGUUUAUGGAAGGACCUUGGCUCAGUGAUAGAGCAUCUGUUCUGCAUGCAGAAGAUUGAAUCCCUGCCAUCUCCAGGCAGGGCUGGGAGAAAACCCAGUUUCAAUUCCUGGAGAACGGCUGCCUGUCAGUGUAGACAAUACUUGGCAUAAGCCACUUCCUAUGAUCCUGUGUUUAACCUUUACCCUGACCAGUUCUCCUCUUCAAGUCAUUUUAAAUAGAUUUUCCCCCACCUGAGGACACACACCCCUCCUUCCUGCCCACAGAACCUCUUCUGUGUGGACUCUCCACCAGUUAUCUUGGUAGGUUUUCUGAGUUCACCUCAGAUGAGUGAGGGCCAACUGUAUCUACUGAAGAGCGAGGAAAAUACUGUUUUAUAGAAUCACACCACAGGAAUGUAGGACUUUGAACACUCAAAAGGUGCUCUAUAAACUUUAAAUAUUACCAUUGUAAUCCCCAUUCUGCUUCCUCUUGUCUCACGGGGAAGUUUACCAAUGUGUGGGGUGGCAAAUGGUUGUGGGGCUACCCUAUUGGGAGCCAGAUAGCUUCCAUCAGUCGCCUUAACAAGAAGGGCAAUGAGUACCAUACAACAGCCAGUGUCAGAGAGUGUGUAUUCAAUAUUGGCUGGAUGAGACACCUGGAUUUGGGCAACCUGUAAGCCAGAGGAACCCUCCAGAGUGGAGAGAGGUUGCUUUCGGGGUAUCUGUGCCCCUCAGAUAUAGGUGGCAUAAGCCAGCAAGGCAAAUAUAUAUUCAUUUACUUUACACACACUGGCCCCCACAAUGAUUCUGUGAGGUAUGAUUUACAUUUUAAAGUUAAAGAACUAAAGGCUUUGAGAGAAAGAGGGUGUGAGAUAGAGACUUGCUCAAGGCAACCUGAUGACCCUAUUUCAAACCACAUUUCCUUGCCAUCAAACUACAUUUCUGUUACAAUUAAGAUGGCAAGGUUUAGAUCAGGGGUGAGGAACCUGCUGACUAAAUAUUCUAUCAUUGGUAAAUGUUGGCUGUGCAGGUUGGGGCUGAUGAGAACUGGAGUCCAACAAUGUUGGAACCUCAAGUUCCCCACACCUGAUUUAGUUGCUAAAUUGCUUAGAUGAAUCAAUUUUAAACAAUUACAUUGACUAAAAAGGUGCCCUGAGGUCAACUUGAAAAUUAUUUGUAAUAGCCAUAGUUACAUAUUAACACUGCAGAUAGAAAGUAUCAUCUUGCAAGAGGUAUUCUCUCCUAUGUGAAAAGGAAAUGCCUCUCAAAAAAUCCUCCAGCUUCAAGGCAUGUGUACAUCAGUCAAACCAAAUUUCAGCAUGCUUCCCUCUUAAGAAGUGCUGUGGCUGUUUUCCUCUCAUGGGAAAAUGUACAUAGAUUGAUGGGACAACCCUAAUAUAUAUACUCCAUGUCAAUGACUUGAGAUGUUAGGAAGCUGCAUGGAUUCCUCCAUGCUGGCCUCUGUACCACUAGUAUGGGGUGGCUCCACUGUGGCAGAGGUCCCAUGCUAUCAUACCCUCCAACAUUUCUCCAAUGAAAUUAGGGAGGUCCCAUUCCAUAAUGAUAUAUAUAUAUAUUACUAUUUAUACCCCACACAUCUUACUGGGUUGCUCCAGCCACUCUAGGCAGCUCCCAGCAUAUAUAAAAAACACAAUAAAACAUUAAACAUUAAAAAAAACCCCUUCCUUAUACAGUAAUACCUCUGCGAACGUCUGCCUCAUCUAGCGUCCAUUCCAGCAAACGUCCGUGGCAAACCCGGACGCGCGCAUGCGCAGACACGGCACUUUGCCCUGUGUCCUUUUCGGCUAGCGGCCGGGGCUCCUGAACAGAACCCAGUCGCAAAACAAGAUAAGACUGUACAGGACUGCCUUCAAACAGCUCGAGGGUCAGAUAACUCCAUAACCUCCAAUAUUUCUCCAAUGAAAAUAGGGACAUCCUAGGGGACAUUCUGGGAUCAAAUCAGAAAACUGGGAUGGCUUCUCUAAAUCAGGGACGUCCUUGGGAAAUAGGGACUCUUGGAGGGUCUGUGCUAUGCCCAAGUGGGCGCAAAAGCUCACGAAGCCCUAAAAUAGGGCUUUCUAUUAUGGGGAGCCACCUGCUUUAGAGCCACUGGAUCCAAAGCCCUGUGCACCCCCUGAGGUCCCCUGCCCCCACCAUCUAUGAGCUGAUCCAACUAGUAUUUGGAUGUGGUGGGGACAAGUAGACAUCUAUAGUGUUGCACUGUUAAUCAAUUAAACUAUCAGGUAAUAAUAAUCCCCUAAAAUUUCUCCUUCAUCCGGCAACCAUAAUCAUUCUAAUACAAUUUCUUUGCAACAGAAGAGGAGCAGAUGGCAGUUUAAGUGACAGCAAGGGGAGAGACUCGGGAGUUGGGCUGGUGCUGAAAUUCAUAAUUCCAGACUUGAAAAAUGCAGAUUUGGGUAACUCCAAUAGGAGACUAGUAUUGUGAGCCCAAAAACGCAAAUUUGGGUAACUACAAUAUGAGGCUGGUAUUAUGAGCCCCAAAUUUCUUCUCCGGUUCAGAUUUUAACCUGAGUCCAAGAAGACCUUCAGUUCUCCCUUCCAUCCUAUCACUCAGUAUGCCAAGGCUGGAAAAAGGUUUUUCUCAUCCCUUCUUUCUCUGAUGCUAUGGCUAUGCACGCUACAUGGCUUCACUACAAACUGUUAUUUCCCCAUUCCUGUGAGAGAUCUAGAUUUUUUAAGGGAGAAAAGCUAUUUUCGGUCCAUGUAAAAUAAUAUUCCCCAUGAAUUGUUGUUCAGGCAGUUGUUUCUAUUGGAAUCCAGUUGACUUCAACACUGAAGCCAUGUGGUCUGAAAACAUCUUCAAAGAUCUGGUAUCCUCAUGUAUUUGGGGUUCCAAUGGGAGGUGGGCCAAAGAUUUGUCCUCAGUAAUUGUCAGCUGAAUUAAAUAGAAAGUUUUAUUGAACUAAAACCUGGAUUUCUGGAUUCCAGGAAUACAUUCCUACUUGGUUUUUAAGCAAUUUUGGAACUUUUAGCAUUUUCUUCUGCUGUGGUUUUGGUGUGGAAGAUGAGGAAUGGAAUGUGUUGUGCAAGGGGCGCGCCAGUUUUUCUCUACUUUUUGGUCAAGACUAGCCUUUCAGUGGCAUGGAAAUUUCUACAGAAAAUCCACUUUUCUAAUUCCAUUUACCUGGCUGCUAUAUCUCUGCCAUUUCCCCUCUUGCUUCAACUUCUUGCACCUUCCUCAUAGAUCACCGUACCCACUGAGGAAUUAAGUAAUGAGAUAUCAUUACAACUUUGCAAAGUCAGUCAGAUUUGUAUCACAGAUGGCAGCUAAGGGUCAGGAUAAGUGAGGGCAACUGAAACAAACCUUUUUGCAAGGAGUACCCCCCAGAAUUGAGACUUUCGUCACAGGCAGAAAUACAGUCAAAAGCAGUUAAUACUUUCAGCCCUAGUUAACGCAAUAAUUUUUCUACAAAACCCAGUUCCCUGCUGAUUCCAGUAUGGAACUUGAAGAUACAGUGGUACCUUGGGUUAAGAACUUAAUUCGUCCUGGAGGUCCGUUCUUAACCUGAAACUGUUCUUAACCUGAGGUACCACUUUAGCUAAUGGGGCUUCCUGCUGCCGCCGCACCGCCGGCUGGCAAUUUCUGUUCUCAUCCUGAAGCAAAGUUCUUAACCCGAGGUACUAUUUCUGGGUUAGCGGAGUCUGUAACCUGAAGCAUCUGUAACCCGAGGUACCACUGUAGAGGGGUGGGGUUGCAUGUGAUAGGAGACGACUUUUGCCUGUUUCCACAGAAGACAUGCUCCUCUCCAUCUUCCAGAAACUUUCUCAUUCACCUUGGUGAUGCUUUAUAACUCUGUCCUACUGGGGAAACUUGGGAGUUCAGAUCAUUUGUUAAAGUUGUGCUCUCCCCUUUCUCCAAAAAGGGCAGGCUUUUGGGGAAAGGGCUUUUUAACCUCGUUCUCACAAACAGUGGAUAGCAUGUUAAACUCUCAGUGCUGUACCAAUUCAGAUUGCAGCUAUGGACUUACAUGAUCAAAUGCUUCUCCAUACAAUAAAUAAAUAAAUGUAGUAGAAAAGUAGAUCAAAAAGAGAACUUCUAGCUUAGCUUUUUUCCUGGCACUCUAGUUUUCUAGGGAUUUUUAUAGGGAGCUCUCUUUUUUUUUUGCAUUCAGCCAUUUGAGCUCAUAUAUACAGUCUCAAGAGGCAUUGUUCUGGCAAAGUUUUACCACCUCAUCUGUCAUUUGUGGGGGUCAGACAUUAGAUUAGCAACAUAUCCUGUGUCUUUUCCCCCAAGAUCAAGUGGUGUGCAUCACAGCUGAGCAGGGUUCUGAAUGUAUGUUUAACUUAUUUAAAUCUGGCACUCUAUAGACACUACACCUCAAUAGCUCCUUUGUACUUACAUUCCCUUACAUUAAAAGACUCUGUCCUGCUCUGCCACCCAGGCAGCUUUCCUAAGUGCUAUUAAAAGCACAUUUUAGUCCAGAAUGCAUCACUUGUGAGCAUUUACAAUGGAUGAUAAAAAGCACUUCAUAUUUUAAGUCUGUGACUUCUACAAGUGAAAAAUGCAGAACCCUAUCUGAACAUACCUGGGGAAAUCAGCCAAUUGGUGAUAUCUGCCAGUGUCAAAAUUAGUGACAGGGAACCAUCACUACCAACCCUGGUCAUGCAUGGUGCUGGGCUUGGAAAAAACAAAUUCAGAAAAAAUAAGCUGAGCCUGUUGUCUCCCUGAUGAUACCACUGAGAGCAUGGCAGGUUCUGGUCCCCCCCUCAGCUGCUUCAAUGAGCUUUCAAGUCAUUCCCCCCCCCCCAUUACCCACUUGCAUUCUCAUCUUUCUAGGGCUGCCAUAUGUCUGGAAUACGUCCAUCAAAAAUGGCAUCCAGGUGGCAUUUUUGGAAAUCAGUCAAUAUGUCUGGGAAAACCCACAUCAGUCCAUAUCAGAAGUGUGGGGUUUUUUGGCAAAUAAUUUUUUUUCCAAAAAAGCUCAACAACCUUUUUGUCUGGAUUUUCAGUUUUUGAAAUAUGGCAACCUUACAUCCUUCCAUUUAUGUUUGGUCAAGGGAUUAAAGCACAUAUUGGACAUUUAGGUUAGCACAAUUAAAGAAGAUUGAAGUGCUCUGUGGCCCUAGUGUAACAAAUCCACUUUAAAAAAUAUCAACAGACUUUCUGCAGUUAGGAAAGUGACAGGGAAGUACACUGAAAUUGUGGGAUGAAGGAACGAUUAACACGAAGCUAUAUAAACACUGCACAAGCAAAUCAGGAGGUCAACUGGGGAACUACAGGAGAUGAACAAAACAAGGGGACUUUCUUUCAUAUUCACCUCUCUUACGCCUGGACCAUUGAGAAAUGCAAUUUCCACAGUGCUAUACACAGCAUGGGGGAAACUAGAUCUCCCACAGGAGUGGGGGAAUAACGGUGCAGCCAUGUUAGCGUGCAAAAUAGCCAUAGCAGCCAAGAAAGAAGAUAAUACAAGUUUCAGCUGAAGGUUGUACAACUGAAGCCAACGGCUGAUGUGAUUCCCUAUAUAAUUUACUAAUUUGAUAAUCAGCUGCAAAUUAUAUAUCUUGUACUGAAUUUAUGGACAGAAAGAAAGGCAACAGCUACAAUCUAAAAAAGCACUUUGCAUGUGGCCAAGAUCUUAGAUUUUUAACUUUUUUUAACAGCAGCUCUCCCCCUGCCCUGCCUCACCACUGCCCUAUACAGUCACAUACACUAUACACUCCAUGCUAAAACAAUAAAGACUGCAGUGGAUCCUUCAAGGUAAAUAAAUUUGACCUGGUUCAUGCAUCACAAGCCAUUGUACUGAUUGCAUGAAAUGUUGUCCUCAGUUGGCUGUAAACAUUGAAGCUAAAGGACCUUGACUUGCAAAAUGUACAGCCUGUGACAUUUCUACGCAAAUUCAAACAUAGGCAAAAUGAGUACAGUCACCAUUCAAGACAGAGAGGUUUCUGAUCACGCAAUCUCCCCUUGCUUUGCCGUGCUAACCUAACACCUAGAGUGGGAGACAAAACUUUGAUCUUGUUUGGGCUCCUUGCUGUAACACGAGCUGAUUUUGCAACUCCUUCUGGUGUCAUAAGUGGUUUGCUACAUUAUCUGACCCUUCUGAGAAUGCAGAGCUAGUCAUUCAGUGUGACCAUUGCGGCUGGGUCUGCCACUGUUUAUAAAAAUAGAGGACUAAUUGAGCCCUAGAAAGCAAGAUGCUUCUCCCUCCCUCCCUCCCUCUCUCCUCGCAUGCCUUUCCCUUAAAAAUCCUAUUUUGAUCUUUGGUCUCAAAGAUCGAGCACAGGGGUCUUGGGACCAGCAGCAAUUACUAGUUUAUAACAUUGUGCCAGCACUGGGAGCUGUCCCUGUGCCCAGAGUUGGCUCAGCAGCUCAUGUGGAAGCUGUUACAUUGGCAGUAGGCCACUACCUCUGACCUGGAAGAUCAGUAUGACACAAGAGCCACAUAGCCCACUUCUAAGUCCUCCUGGGUUCCAUGGGAUUUGCUCCCUUGAGAGUAUGCUUAUGCUUACGGAUCUCAGUGGCAAAUGUGUGUCACCAACACCCCCUUUAUCAGGCAACCUAGGGCCAUUUUGAGGGCAGUCAUGUGUGUUUUCUUUUAUUCAUAGGGAAUGGGCCUAAAAAUUCACCUUGAAUCUCUGCCUUUUAAAAACCCCGGUUCCUCUCAAGGUCACUCUGAAUUCUCUCUGCUUUGGGUUGUGUUUCUAGUUCCCAGGCACUGUGUCUAAAACAACUCUGUGUUUCUUCAUUCACUUGUAAUGGGGAAUCUAACAUUAGCUAAAACUUUUCCCUUAUUUUGGCCAGAGUGGAUAAAGUUUGUAGGCACGGUAGUCCUUCCAGAGUGGAUUAUGCCUGUCAAAUUGUGGAUAAAUUGAUCCAAGUGGGGUUUUUUUGUGAGGGACAUAAAAGGGAUUCGUUUUCGUCCAUAAUCCUGAGUGGGCGGGUCUGUCUUUCUUUUUGAUGUGGCACUUCAGCAUGGGAGGGAAAGACUCCUGAAUCACUCUGAUUCACCUGGUUAUCCAGCCCACACAGAGAGCUGACACUCACCCCUAGUGCUUUCCUAUAGUCAGGCCCAGCCCUACCAAUAGGCAAAGUGAGGAACCCGCCUCAGGCAGCAGAUGCUGGUGGGUAGAAGCAGCAGCCACCCAGAGUUCCUCCUGAGCUCUGCAGCCAUUCCCUUGUGUUGCCACACAGCCUCUCCUGGCCUCUCUAGGUGUGGUGAAGAGUAUUAUCCCGUCAUUAGUGUGGAAGUAAGAUUCAACCACCAGCACAGUUGGUUUCUGUGUGUGGAGUGUCACCACCUUGUCCUUCACCCCAGCCAACACAAUUUUAAGGGCUGGCACUUUCUGUGGUGGCUGUUGCCAAUAAAUCAGAUUUAUAGGAUUUGGCCAUGGCAAGGGUUUCAGCUUGAGCCAUUACACCCAAAGGCAAGUAGAGUAAAACAAUCCUGAGGCCAGCAAAGGAACAGAUGGCACUCCUCAACCUUCCAUGUUCAGAAAGUAGAGCAGGCUAGCAAAUGAAUCUUGUUUCAGAACAGGAGAAGGAACAGGAUUCUGCACCAAACAGGAGGAUAGCAGUAUAGCUUAUGGGGUGCAGGGCAGGCUGCGUAGACCACACAGCUCUGUCAUCCAUCACCUCACUGCUAUGCCUCUCAGUAUCCAGCAUCGUGACCCUGUCUCUCUACCUAGCCUGAGCAGACAGCAUUGGAGGCUGGUCUGCUAGGAUGAAUGGAGCUCUGCCUUACCAAUCUUAGUCUGUCCUCUGUCAGCCCCCACCUCCUAAUAAUCAGUCCAGAGAGUGGCACUAGCAGUCAGAUUCCUCUUUGUCCUCCAUCUCUUUGCACUUGCAGAAUUCAGUAGGGAGGAGGAUGGGGGCAAAACCAGAAUUAUUUGGCCCUGCCUAUCAUUGUCUCUUGUUCUACCUGCCGUUGACUCUGGUUGCAUCUACUGUUGGCCUCCCUGCCAGUCCUAAGGGGCAUCAGCCUCUGCUGAUUGAGAGUGUUGGAUAAGGAAACCUCUCUGAGAUUGCACUCACAACCUCCAGUGGCUUUAGCUGAAACUCUCCCUCUUCUAGCUAAAACUUUCAGCCAGGGCCCCACCCUCCAUCAGAAAACCAGGAGACAAGUAAAACUCAAUUUUAAGUCCUAGCUUCUCCCCACACCUCCAGCUUCACUGCCUCCUGUUGGGCAGUCACAGGGUUGUUGUUUUUUGGAAUCGUCUUUGUGACCCUGCAGAAAUUGUCAGAAUAUAAAGUCACAGUUACUUUGCUUUUGUUCUUUUUUUUAAAAAAAAAACAAGCAAGCAAACGUCAACCUCUUUUCCCCUCCCCUCUUUUUCUUUUUUUUUUUAAUGAAAAUCUCUUGUAGAGGCCAAAUCUUGCGAAGACAUCCAAUGCAGCACCGGGAAGAAAUGUUUGUGGGAUUUAAAAGUGGGCAGAGGCCGGUGUGCCCUCUGCGACGAGCUCUGUCCCGAAAGCAAAUCGGAUGAAUCUGUUUGUGCCAGCGAUAACACCACUUACCCAAGCGAAUGUGCUAUGAAGGAGGCAGCGUGUUCACUGGGUGUACUUUUGGAAGUAAAGCACCCAGGAUCUUGCAACUGUAAGUGAGAUUUUUAACCUUCCCAGGAACGGUUAUCUUCUGAAGGCAAAACAGCCCCCAGUUUAGGGAAGACUGACACCCUUAUUAAACAUGAAAGGGAACAUGAGAGAGAUCUUAUGCAGAAAGAUUUAUAUAUUAUACAGACGUCUUGUGGUUCGUAAGGCAUAACAGAUAGCCAACAGCGGACAUUUUGGGGAGCCUUUUCUCAUUGUAGGAAAGGGUCUGCUUAACAUCAGAGGGCUGCCUUAAAUGCAUCUUUCGGGCGAUUUCCUGCCCUCUCUUAAUAUCGUUUGCUUCAGUGUGCUUUGCUGUUUGCUUUAUUAACACUUGGCUACAAUCUAAUCGCACCCUCCCUCCCCACUCCCUCCUGCGACCCCCCUAGCUUAACACUUAACCACGUGGGCUGCUGUCUCCUUGCAGUUGCCUCUGAAUGAAGGACUCAAAAAAAUAAAAAUAAAAAAGCAGUUUAAAAAACCUAGAACACAAGAGCACUUUUUAUCUAAUUUCAGGAAUCUGCCAAUAAAACCUGAGCCAUUGAGUCUUCAGAACUUGCUGCAGUUAUGACUUCAUAGAUUAUGUAACACACACACACAUGCACACAAAAACUUUAUUGCGUAACAGCAGAUGCCAAAGCGCAUCUCACUACAAGCCACGCUUAAAAAAAACAAAACAAAAAAAGAGUAAAAAUGCAACUCUCUAUCACGGCUAUGCAGGGGGCUUUGAAAACAUGCUCUGAGCUGCUUCUGCGCUGUUGUUGUCCGUGUUUAAACAACAGCUCCCCUGUAUUCUCCUAUCUAGCCAUUAAUGAAGAUCUUGACGAAGACGACGAAGACGACGACCAGGACUACAGCUUAUCUUCCAAUCAGUGGUAAAACUUCCAUCACUUUUGGAACAGCCAUUGGGCAAGAAAUACAAUGUCCAUACUGUACAUAAAUGUAUGCUUAUUUAUUUGGGGAAGAAAAAAGUAUACAUAUAGUUGAAUCUUGUAGACAUUUAUUUAUACUGUGUCAUGUUUUAUAAUUUAUACAUAAAAAAAUGUCCGAUUGACUGUACACCUUUUUUUUUUUUUUUGGAAGAAAUUUAAUCGUUAUGGGAUGAACAGUGUUAUUUAUUGUGAGGUCUCUUGCCUGUAUAGUAAAGCUUCUUCUUUUUUUCUUGUAAACUAUAAAUCCAUUCCUUAGAGCUUAUCCCCCCCAUCCCCGUCACAACUCUUCAUAGCCUUGUUUCUGCCAGUGUUAACUCUUUUCCACUUUAACAAAACUUUGCAUGUCAGUUUCCUGUUACAUUUUUAUUUAUUGCAUUUCCUUGCCGGUUCUGUACAUACAUCCACAAUCCCUCGGGUAUUUGUUUACAAGGAAUCUUGACUGACCAAAAGGCGCUGUAAACUGACUUAACUAUAGAUUCGGGGUGCAACGAGGCAGUCUUUAAGGAAACCUCUUCCCCUUGGUUAUCCCUUGGUUAUGUUCUUCUGAUUGAUUCUUGUUAUUGAGGUGAUCUCAGUGUACUGGACAUUUCUACUGUACUAUGAGAAUCCAAACCCAAAGAUCGGAUUAUGAAGGCCGUUAAUAGCUAUAUGGCUAAGUGUAAUGAGAGCAUAAUUUUUUAUUGAAAAAAAAAUACAUUGUCACAUGCAUCAACGUUUUAUUUGAUGUUUCCUUUAAGAUGGUCCUGCAGUUCCAUUUUUAAAAGUCCUUUUCAUUUCUCAUUCAAAGUCUUCACAGAAUAUUAUAUCAAAGCUUUAUCAGUUCAAGUUUCUUGCUUUUCAUAAUACUUUUUUGUUUCUGAGGCAAUUUUAUAUUUUCAAACAUGGCGAGUUAAAUAUAAAUUCAUUUAAAUAUAUAGUUUUGUACUUUUCUACCAUGUAAAUGUGCAAUGUAUAUAAAAGUUAUAAUGUGUAUUUGUAAAUAAAUUAUGAGUGAAAAAAAUAAAAAAAUGGAUUUCUUUUCCCUAUAAUACAUUGGCUUCAGUUAUUGGUUGCUUAAUGUGGUUCUUCCCCACCACCACCAAGGCUUUUUGAAUGUGGAGGGAGUUAGUUUCAGAGCUGGCUUCCCAACUUGGUACCCUUCAGGUGUUGAACUACAAUUCCCAUCAUCCCUCACCAUUAGCUUUGCUGGCUGGGAGGGAUGGGUGUUGCAGUCCGAAACAGCUGGAGGGCACCAAGUUUGCAAAUGCAGGUUGUUAUUUCGAGCCCCAGGAAUUGUCUGAAGGCCUGUCAACUUAAAACUAAGCACGUAUAGCCCUGGGCAGUGUCUGAAUGGAAGACCAUGAGGUAAAUAAUAAUAAUAAUAAUUUAUUAUUUAUACCCCGCCUAUCUGGCUGAGUUUCCCCAGCCACUCUGGGCGGCUCCCAAUUGAGUAUUAAAAACAAUACAGCAUUAAAAUCCCUUAUAUGCUACUUUGAGUUCCAUCAUGGAAGCAAAUUUGUACUUUUCUUUGUGUGUGAAAAAAAUAUCCCAAUCUAGCGCUGGAUGAACUCCAAGAGUUGGUGCUGACAGGGUUUCAAAAUGGCUGCUUGCCUCAUCACAUGUGGUGAGCAGGAAUAAGCCUCACAUGAUUGGGAAGGGAAGCAUUUAUAUGCUGGGAAACUGGUGGUGGUGGUUUUCUUUCAGAUGAACCAAAUAGAAGUGGACUAGUAAAAUAAUAUGUGGGCUAAGUAAUUUUUGCAGUAUUGGCUGGUGUGGAAGGGUCUCCCCACACCCUCCAAACACCAGUGUCGCUGCAGAUAACCUGGAUGGGGAUUGGGCAGGGCUAUGGUGGAGGCAAUCCAUCACUCCCACCUGAGUGAGCCACCCCCCAGAAUGUUUACAACCCCACUGCUCUGCCCUCUCAAGUUAAGUUCCAUACCACUACACUGGCCACUAGUGGUCUUCUGAAGACUUAUUUGCAGCACUACUUUAAACCUUAUAUUCUAAUGGUGAAUUUACUACUCCCACUAUGUGAUUUGGGGCCACAUUGGUGAUGACCAGUAGCAGAGAGCAAAGGAAAAAAAUUCACUGUGUGAUGGUACAAAUUCACAUAGUGGAUUCCAGUAGAUCAUUAGAAAUUGCCAUGAGAUUGCAGGCCUCUGGCAAAAUGCCUAGCAUAGGACUGGAGAAUCUGCAUCCCUCCAGAGAUGUUGCUGAUCACCCCUGACUAUUGGCUGAACUGACUGUGGACAGAGGUUGUAGGAUGAGAGUUGAGGUCCAACAACACAGGAACCAUUGGUUUCCCAUUUUUACAGCUCUGAGCCAUAGUAAACCUGAAGAAAUGAUAUCUGAACCUUAGUUCAUUGGGGGAUGUACAGUGGCAGAGGAACCCUCUCCGGCUCCCAGGGCAGCACAGCGCAUAUGGACUGUGCGUCCAUACGGACGGUGCGUGAGUGGCGCCCAUACGGACUGCUGGCUCCCUCGCUCGCUCUACAGCUGAGGGGAGGCAGGGGCCAUCUUGUCACCCCUCCCAGAGUGGCACCCAGGGCGACCCGCCCCCUCCGCCCCCCAUUCCUACACCACUGGGGAUGCAAAAGGAACACGGUUUGCGGCAAUACUGACAUUUCAAAAGUGAUCUAUUAGAGUUAUGGGAAAGUGGUAAACAAGCACAGGUCAAAUAAUUUUACCUGCUAUUAUUUAUUCAACCACGAUUGAGUAAAAGGGUUGUUCCACACAGAAUAAACGUUCCAUUCUGGUGCAAAGUCACAUUUAGAUUCUAGAAAAUUGUACUCUAACUUACUUCCAACGUCUCAUAUUGAGGCACCUGAGAACCAGUGUGCGGCAGUGUUUAGAAUGUUAAACUAGAACGUCAGAGAUCCAGGUUCAAAUCCUUACUCAGCCACAAAGCUCAUGGGGUGAACCUUUGCCCAGUCACGUUUUCUCAGUCAAACUCAACUCACAGGGUUGUUGUGAGAAUAAAAUGUGGGUUAUACAAUGCCCUCAGCUUCUCGAAGGAAGGCUGAAAUAUUAUAAUAAAUAUUGCAACAGUGACAGCGUUUGUUCCUCUUUAUGUCAUUAAGAGCUUAGUCCAGUUUCAAGAAUCCUUCCGGGGACUCUUUCUUUAUCCUGUAAAACCAUACAAUGUCAAUAUAACUAUGUAUUUUGCCUGCAUACAAUAAAGCUUUUAUUGGUGGA
Podarcis lilfordi (Lilford's wall lizard) is the source of this 20852-nucleotide messenger RNA. The record is from the annotation of a GenBank genome assembly. Lineage: Eukaryota; Metazoa; Chordata; Lepidosauria; Squamata; Lacertidae.